AGAAAUAGCAGACGACAGUGCGCUGUAUCUUCCAUCCACUUUCGCGAUCCCUGGACGUGCCAGUGGAAGAUCUACAGUUGUUUUACCAUUUAUCGAAGUUGCGAGAACGAUACGAACGACAAAUUUACGAAUAUGGCUGAAAUAACGAAUUUCGGUCCAAGAAAGGCGAUUUUUGUCCUAGCAAUUGUAAUCGGGUGUUUUGCAGUAUUGUGGCCGAAAAUUUUCUAUCCUAUGUUCACAGCAUCUGUCAGUCCACAUUAUACGUCGGACAAUUCGGCAUGCUGCGAUGUAAUCUUUGAAAGUGAUGUCACUGCUGCUGAUAUUAUGUAUGAAAUAUGUCAGAAUAUACUGAAACAUCAUCAAAUUGAUCCAAGAGUAAGAGAUGUUUUGAAAACUGUAAAAUUAACACCACAAGGUGCAAGUUUGUGUAGAGAAGAAAUUUUAGCUAGAUGUGGUAUAGAUUUAUCUACAUUUCUUGCUGAAAGAGAAAGCCUGGGAAAAUCUUAUAAACAAGUUUUAGAAGAAAUCAGAUCAUUUAAUAGUUCCCUCUGUCUUAAAAUACAUUUUGGUAUAGCUCUUUCUCAACUAGGAACUCCACAUCUAAUCAGAUAUCAUAUUUUAAUGCCGCACAAUACCAUAAAACAAGAACGAGGUACACCUCCACAUGCAGGUGGUUUACAUCCUGCAUUAAGAGAACGUGGUAGAACUAUUCCUUCCUCUCAUAUUGUACCAAAGGUAGCAGAUAGACCUGAUCAUGUUGUGCCAAAGAUGAGACCACCUUUAGGAGGUGCAGGACAUGUUGUUCCUGCACCAAAAGGAAAUGGUACUAUGGGAAUUAUUAUGCCAUUAUAUACUUCGGGCAUUGUACUAUUUUUCCUAUAUACAAUUGUAAAGGUGCUGAGAAAAAAUUCGGAUAAUGAAAUCAUUUCAGAAUAUCCAGGAGUUGCAGCGGAGAAAGAAUUUCGGAAAAUGGUAUUUAGUCCUGAAGCUUUUGCUACUGCAAUGACUGGUGGUACAAUGCAUUAUCAAAAGGAGAGGUCCCCAUCACCACAAAGGCCACCUACCAUAGAGGAAUUAAAGGACCAAGCGGCAGGAGACAUAGAGAUAGAUCAACUGAGACGACGUUUGGUCGAGACGGAAGCAGCCAUGGAAAGAAUUGUUGUUCAGAUGGGCAACAUAUCACGUUCAGUUAUGCAUAGUCCAAGCCCACAACAAGAACUCAAGAACAAUACCAUUGUCCAGGCUGAACAUAGUAUGAUAGAUGAAGAAGUAGAAAACAUAGAACAUUCGCCAACUGUUAAAGUCAUAGGUAUGGAAACGACAGCUAGUUGUGAGGGUAAGGGUAGUAGACCUACUACUCCUAUAAUUCCAAUUUCACAAAGCCAUAUUGAGAGAGAAAAAACACCACCAAAACCGAUAUAUUUAGAAGGUGCACUUCCUCCACAAUGCGAAUUACUUGUAACAGAUUCAGAAACACAAGCUCAAAAAGCAGAAGAGGAUGUAGAGGCGCCUGUUGUACUUUCGGGCAAAAUGACCCUCUCUCUCAUCAGUCUCGACCAAAAUGCAGCUGUAUCUGAGACAGAAGAUCAGAAAAUACAAAAUACAGAAGAUACAACAAUUUUGAAUAUGGAUGAUACAGAGAAAGCUCUAAAGAUUAGAACAACCAAUAGAAAAGGGGAAGUAGAUACCGAACUACAAGUUAAUGAAAUGAAAGAAAUUUAUAAAGAAAAACAACAGCAAUUAAAAGGUGAUGACCAACAAGAACAAAUAGAAGAAAAAGGUGGAAAAACAGAGGUAAAAGAAGUUGAAGGAGCAGAAGAGAUUGAAAAGACAAAGGGAAGUGAAGAAGAUAUGGGAAAAGUAAAAUUAACUGAUAAGGAGGAGAGUGAAGAAGAAAAACAGACUGGAGAAGAAGAAAUGGAUAAAGCUGUAGAAGUGAAGGAGGAGGAGGAGGAGGAGGAGGAGGAAGAGGAGGAGGAGGAAGAGGAAGAGGAGGAGGAGGAGGAGGAGGAGGAGCAAGAGGAAGAGGAGGAGGAGGAGGAGGAGCAAGAGGAAGAGGAGGAGGAGGAGGAGGAGCAAGAGGAAGAGGAGGAGGAGGAGGAGGAGCAAGAGGAAGAGGAGGAGGAGGAGGAAGAGGAGGAGGAGGAGGAGGAGGUGAUGGAGAGCGAAGAGGAGAAGGUGAUGGAGAGCGAAGAGGAGGAGGAGGAGAGCGAGGAAGAAGAGCAGGGGGAGGAAGAGGAUGAAGAGGAAGAGAGAGAGGAAGAAGAAGAGGAUGACGAAGAAGAGGAUGACGAUGAGGAGAAAGAGGAAGUGAUGGGAAGUAAAUAGGAAAUGGAAGAAAAACAUGAGAAAGGACAGAAUAAUAGAAGAACUAUAUAAAAAAUAUAUAUUUUACUUUAAAUAUAUCAGUGAGAGAAACAAAUAUGGUAAAUCAGAAGAUAAUGACAGUUGUAAAAACAACGAAAUUGUAAAAAUUUGGUAAGGGAAAUUAAAUAGAACAGAUUAAACAUGAAAAUAAUGGGUUACAUUAUAAUGAAAAGACAAUUCAGGAUAAAAAGAAAAAUUAUAAUGGCGAAUUAACGUUUGAUUGAAUCAGUGUUUACCAAUCUUGAAAAUUUGCAGACUAUAGUAAGAAAGAAAUAACAAAAUAAUCAUGAAUGGUAUAGAUCUUGGUUAAGCACUGCCAAAGACCUAAUAUGUUCAUAAGAAUCGAAUUUAUUAUAUGAUUACAUUCUUGCCUAUUGUAUCUUAUAUUUAUAUUUCAUAGGAUCAAAAAUUUACUAAUCAGAGGGGCCAAGUAAGAGGCAGUGCAUCGUGCACAUAUCUGAUAAAGUCAUUGUGCAAUAAUGACCACAGAAUUCAAGCACAGGCAAUAGGCACUAAAUAAUUAUUAAUAUGUAUUACUGUGGUAUUAAUCCUAUAUCAGGUACGGUGAUUGGCAAGCACUGAUCUCUAUAACGCUUGUACACAUACCAAUUGUUUAAUGUUACCUAGAAUUUUGUAUUAUGCUGACAAUUUAUUAAUUUCUUGUUCAUUUUUUAUUUAUCACAUUAAAUUUUAUAUGGAAUUCUGUAUGCAGUAUUUGAGUUACAUUUAGCUGAGAAUUUUUUAAUAAUGUAGUUUAUAAAACCAUUUAAUAUAUAGCCAUUGUCAUUUUCAUACCUAUGUUUAAUUAUGCAGAUCCAUAUUGAAUGCAAAUACUCUUCAUAAUAUUAUGUAUAAUUCCCUGACGUUCGUUAUGUAAAAAUGAAAGAUAUUAAAAUACAAGUUGAAAUCGUA
Bombus terrestris (buff-tailed bumblebee) is the source of this 3279-nucleotide messenger RNA. It is a transcript of the gene RIC-3, whose product is annotated as ABC transporter F family member 4. Gene Ontology annotation, biological process: synaptic transmission, cholinergic; protein localization to cell surface. The record is from RefSeq and is a predicted model, not a curated record. The transcript has 8 exons. Gene Ontology annotation, cellular component: neuron projection; neuronal cell body; intracellular membrane-bounded organelle. The coding region runs from base 133 to 2328 and encodes 731 amino acids. NCBI's taxonomy places the organism in Eukaryota, Metazoa, Arthropoda, Insecta, Hymenoptera, Apidae.